Lodderomyces oxycetoniae is the source of this 2448-nucleotide messenger RNA. It is a transcript of the gene PXA1, whose product is annotated as ATP-binding cassette long-chain fatty acid transporter. The record is from RefSeq and is a predicted model, not a curated record. Gene Ontology annotation, biological process: peroxisome organization; fatty acid beta-oxidation; very long-chain fatty acid catabolic process. The transcript has a single exon. Gene Ontology annotation, molecular function: long-chain fatty acid transmembrane transporter activity; ATP hydrolysis activity; ABC-type transporter activity. Lineage: Eukaryota; Fungi; Ascomycota; Pichiomycetes; Serinales; Debaryomycetaceae. The coding region runs from base 1 to 2448 and encodes 815 amino acids. Gene Ontology annotation, cellular component: peroxisomal membrane.
AUGAUUAAUAUAUCACGAUUAGCAGGGUAUAACAAACAGGAUCUCAAGAAUAUUUUCCUUUUAUUUCAAGAGUUUCUUAUAACGUAUAGAGAUAAUAAGGUCAAGCUAAAUUAUCAAUCACGACCAGUGAUUCUAUUUUUCAGCACCUUGAUUGCAACAGCCGGGUUUGGCUUAUAUUUCACUAUCAGAAAUGUUAUCACCAAGUACAAUGAAUUUUGUUUGAACAGGAAAUUGAGACGACCAAGUCUUAUUCGGCAAUCGUCAAAUAUCUUAAAGAAUGGGUCAAGGGAGAUAUUCAUUAGCAAGGGCAAGGACAGAGUCACAAGGAUAAUUAUCCCCAAGCCAAAUAAUGACCAAUAUGCCGCUGAUAAAUAUUUGUAUAAAGAUUUUGCUAGGAACCAGCGUUUUUUUCAACAACAAAAGGGGCUAGUGUUCAAUUCAAAGUUUCUCAACCAGUUGGCCAUUAUAUGGAGGAUUUUGAUACCCAAAUUUUACAGCAAAAAUACAUCUUUGCUUUUAUCACAAUGUUUCUUUCUUAUAUUUAGAACUUGGCUUUCUUUACUAGUGGCUAAAUUAGAUGGUCAAAUUGUGAAAAACUUGAUUGCAGCAAAUGGCAGAAAGUUUGCAAGAGAUUUGAUUUACUGGAUAUUGAUUGCUUUUCCAGCUUCUUAUACCAAUGCCGCAAUCAAGUAUUUAGACCAAAGGUUGGCCCUUGGUUUUAGAACUAACUUGACGAGGUAUAUCCAUGAUAUGUACCUAGAUCAAACCAUGGCUUAUUACAAGAUCGAAUUGAACAGUAGUAAUCUUCAAAAUAUUGAUCAGUAUAUUACAGAUGAUGUCACCAAAUUUUGCUCGUCGUUGUCCUCAUUAUUUUCCUCCAUGGGUAAACCAAUUAUUGAUAUGAUAUUCUUUUCGGUGUAUUUGCGAGACAAUUUGGGCACUGGUGCUAUGAUUGGUGUUUUUGCAAAUUAUCUUCUUACUGCAGUCAUGUUAAAGAAGGCCACCCCAUCUUUUGGUAAGUUGUCUGCACAAAGGACGCAUCUUGAAGGUGUUUACUUUAACCAACAAUUGAAUAUCAUGACAAAUUGUGAGGAAAUCGGUUUUUAUAAAGGGUCGUUGAAUGAAAAAUCAAGACUCAAAGAAAACUUCACAAAGUUGAUGAACCAUGUUAGCAAAGAGAUCAACACUAGUUUUCAGUAUUCAAUAGUUGAAGAUUAUGUAUUGAAAUAUACUUGGUCAGCUUGGGGUUAUAUCUUUUCUGGAUUGCCGAUAUUUUUGGAUCAAUUAUGGCCAGCCGAGGGCAAGAAGGAUGAAGCUGCGGAUUCCGACGAUUCCGUUAGUGAACGUAAAAAUAUGAGACAGUUUAUUACAAAUAAGAGAUUACUUUUGUCACUUGCAGAUGCUGGAUCUCGGUUGAUGUAUUCAAUUAAGGAUGUCAAUACCUUGACUGGUUAUACUGAUCGUGUAUUUGAUUUGUUAAUCCAGUUACAUAGAGUUCACUCACCUCGAUUUGAUUAUGGCGAUAAAAGGGGAAUUGCAGAUAUACAUGGAACAAUCCAAAAUAAUUAUGCUGAUGGGUUACGUUUUGAAGAUAUUCCUGUCAUUAUUCCAACACCAGAAGGAUCCGAGCAACACCCUUUGGUUGAGAAUUUGAACUUCCACCUUAAAAACAGGAACAUGUUGAUUUUAGGAUCAAACGGAUGCGGCAAGACUUCAAUUGCUCGAAUCAUUGCUGGGUUAUGGCCAUUAUACCGAGGACUUUUAUCGAAACCAAACGAUGAAGAUAUUUUCUACUUGCCCCAAAAGACAUAUUUCACUACUGGAAAUUUGCGAGAUCAAAUCAUAUACCCACAUACAUACGUUGAGAUGCUCGAAAUGGGGUAUAACGAUGAUUAUUUGUACCAUAUUCUACGUGAAGUCAAGUUGGAGUAUCUUUUGAAAAGAGAAGGUAAUUUCAAUGUUGUUAAAGACUGGAAAGAUGUUUUUAGUGGCGGUGAGAAACAAAGAAUGAGUAUUGCUAGAGUUUUGUUUAAACACCCUAAACUAGUUGUUUUGGAUGAAAGCACAAAUGCAGUAAGCACCGAUGUUGAAGAUUACUUGUUUGAACUAUUGCAAAAGAAGAAAAUUCCCUUUAUAACAUUGUCUCAUAGACCAUUACUAAUGAAAUAUCACGACUACAUAUUAGAAAUAGAAGAAGGAGGAAGUUGGAUAUUGCACGAUCUUACAAGUGAAGAAAACUUGGAAAGCAUAGAUAAUGAAAUUCACGAAAUUGAAGAUAAAAUCGCUCAAGUAUCGAAAUGGGAAAAGAGAAAAGAUGAUAUAAAUAAAUACUUGGAUGGACAUUUUGAUGAUAUUGAAAUGGAUAGUUCAAUUGUGUCGACAAUGCCAACAACGACAACAACGACAACAACAACAACAACAACAAAGUCAGUCCAAGCUGCGAAGUAA